AUGUUCACUGAUCAGAGAAGCACGGAGGAAGAGAACAUCAAAAGGACGAAGGAUAUCUUUAAAUCUUCCAGUCUUGUCCGGCGUGACAGACUUUUAGGACACCUUCCAGAACAAAAGAAAAAGCAAAAUGAGGAAACUCCGAACGAACAGACUCCGAAUGAAAAGACUCCGAAUGAAAAGACUCCGAAUGAAAAGACUCCGAAUGAAAAGACUCCGAAUGAAAAGACUCCGAACGAAAAGGUAAAAGAGAAGCUAGACAGAUGUCUAAACAUUCAUCUAGAUUUUAUCUCGUUCAAAGAUAUUCCAUGCUUUUAUUCAACUGCCGGUAAACCAUUCCCAACUGGCUGGAAGAAGACAUUCCGGACUUUUGCGAAUGGUCAUCCCAACAAUCCCGACGAUGAUCUUCAAAGCGCUAUGCGAGAUGCCCUCCAUACGCUCCGUAUUGAUGGAGGAAACUUGCGACAAUUGAUCACAAUCUUGGGACAGAUCGUGGGGCAUGAGUGGGAAUCGUUUCCCAAGCGGAUAUAUAUCGACUUUUCUGAAAUUCAACCUACGGCCGAGGGGAGAAUCUGGAAGAAUGAAAUCGAUUUUAUCAAAGACCUCUCCACUCAGAGAAAUAUUCCGUUCGACCCAGAGAGUUUCCAAUUUGUGAACGAUACCCUCAACUACGAGAAUGACGACGAUCCAGCCGCAACUAAAAGGCUUCGCGCAAUCAUCACCCUUCUCUUCUCCGUCGAGAUCUUUCCAAAUCUUGAAGAGGUUGCGAUUGACAAGCGAAUUCUUGCUUUCUUCAAAGAUUCUCCCGCCGAGUCGCUUGCUACUCCGUCUCUGGCAAUUAGAGGCUUGGACAAGUCCAUCUCUAUUCCGUGGAGCACCGUCCACAAGCUAUCUAAUAACAUGCCAACAAAGCAUCUGUUACUUGAGGGCUGUUUUAAUGACCUUCCCGCCCAAGAAGGCCAAGGUAUUAAGCAUUGUUCAGACAUUACCCUCAACAAGAUAAACCUGGGUGGUAUCUCGCUUACGCACCUCAUCGAUAUACCCUUUGCCAAUCUCUCGGCGUUAAGAUAUAUUGGCGAGGAUGCUCCACCUCAGGAUUCACAUUGGACAGAUCCAUUGCAGUGGAACUUCACUGGGAUCUUAAAUCACCAAGGACGUAAUUUGCAAACGUUGUGUCUUGGCUUGGCUGGAGCCACAAACGGAUACAGAGGGGGCCCCGUCCCCUUCUCGAAGCAUGAGCUCACGAGUUUGACACAUUUGUGGAUUGAUACUGGCAAAUUUAAUAAAAGAUGGGAGCUGGUCGAUGUAAUAGAGUUUCUGUUUUCAUUCGAACCUACCUGUCCGCCAAAUUUGACUGAUAUUCGCAUUACCGGCCGCGAUGACGCUGUUAUAGAAUGGAUCCAAGUGUUGCUCGGCUAUGGGAACCAGGAGAGCGUUGUCGAGAAGUCAGUGCUGAAGAGUCUCAAGAACUUUGGCAUCAGGAACAAAGACUUGGUGGAAAAAUACCAGCAGCGUCUGAAAGAACUUUCAUGUAAAAUCGAGCUCUAUCAUAUCGACGUUGACGAGGACAUCAAGCUCUGGAGAAUCCCAACGGCUAAUCGCGGCAAACUUGGAUACGUCCUAGAGUAA
This is a messenger RNA of Colletotrichum phormii, 1626 nucleotides long. RefSeq lists its product as uncharacterized. The coding region runs from base 1 to 1626 and encodes 541 amino acids. NCBI's taxonomy places the organism in Eukaryota, Fungi, Ascomycota, Sordariomycetes, Glomerellales, Glomerellaceae. The record is from RefSeq and is a predicted model, not a curated record. The transcript has a single exon.